This is a messenger RNA of Cucumis melo (muskmelon), 1960 nucleotides long. Its product is annotated as xyloglucan 6-xylosyltransferase 2-like. Gene Ontology annotation, biological process: xyloglucan biosynthetic process. Bases 260 to 1630 code for a protein of 456 amino acids. The record is from RefSeq and is a predicted model, not a curated record. Lineage: Eukaryota; Viridiplantae; Streptophyta; Magnoliopsida; Cucurbitales; Cucurbitaceae. Gene Ontology annotation, cellular component: membrane; trans-Golgi network; endosome. The transcript has a single exon. Gene Ontology annotation, molecular function: hexosyltransferase activity; xyloglucan 6-xylosyltransferase activity; UDP-xylosyltransferase activity.
AAAAGAAAAAAAAAGGAAAAAGUAAUUUUGUCCGAAUACAAGGAAGCGCUUUCUUUGUAAAUCGCUUAAUUGCUCUGUUUCUCUUUUAGAUCCAUUCUCUCUUCCACCGACUCCGAAAAACCCUCUUCCUGUCGAUUCCACCGUCACAGAUCCAAAUCCAAAUCCAAAUCCCCAAUUCCCAAUUUCUCCAUUGUUAUUCCCUUUUUCAUUUUCGUCUUUUUUAAGGGUUCUCUGCCCUCGCUGGAGGAGUUUCACAAUCAUGAUUGAGCGCAUUCUCGGACCCACCCGCCUCCGCCGCAUCCAGCGUGCCUUCCGCCACAGCGCCGUCACCGUCCUAUGUCUCUUCUUAACCGUCGUUGUCCUCCGUGGCACUGUCGGCGCUGGUAAGUUCGGUACUCCCGAGCAGGACUUCAACGAGAUCCGUCACCAUUUCUCCUCUCGCGGCCGCCGUGUCGAGCCUCGCCGUGUUCUUGAAGAGGCUCAGCCGGAGACUACCAACAAGCCGGCGGAGCAGUCCAAUAAUUAUGCUACAUUCGAUAUUUCGAAGAUUUUGGUGGAUGAAGGUGAGGAUGAGAAGCCCGAUCCGAAUAAACCCUUUAGUCUUGGCCCUAAAAUUUCUGAUUGGGAUCAACAGCGAGGUGAAUGGUUGAAGAACAACCCUGAUUUUCCUAAUUUCAUUCGACCUAAUAAGCCUAGAGUUCUUUUGGUUACUGGAUCCUCCCCAAAGCCUUGUGAGAAUCCUGUCGGUGAUCAUUACCUUUUGAAAUCGAUUAAGAACAAGAUCGAUUACUGUAGGCUUCAUGGGAUUGAGGUUUUUUACAAUUUUGCGCUUCUUGAUGCUGAAAUGGCGGGUUUCUGGGCAAAGCUUCCAUUGAUUAGGAAGCUCUUGUUGUCACAUCCGGAGAUUGAGUUCUUAUGGUGGAUGGAUAGUGAUGCUAUGUUCACUGAUAUGGCUUUUGAGGUUCCAUGGGAGAGGUAUAAGGACCAUAACUUUGUGAUGCACGGAUGGAAUGAGAUGGUCUAUGAUCAGAAGAAUUGGAUUGGGUUGAAUACUGGAAGUUUUCUUCUGAGGAAUUGCCAAUGGUCACUCGACAUUCUCGACGCUUGGGCCCCAAUGGGGCCAAAAGGGAAGGUUAGAGAGGAAGCUGGGAAGAUCUUGACCAGAGAACUGAAGGACAGGCCUGUUUUCGAAGCUGAUGAUCAGUCAGCUAUGGUGUAUUUACUGGCAACACAAAGGGAUCAAUGGGGGGAGAAAGUAUACCUUGAGAAUGCCUACUAUUUACACGGAUAUUGGGGCAUUUUGGUUGAUCGUUACGAGGAGAUGAUUGAGAAUCACCAUCCAGGUCUCGGUGAUCAUCGGUGGCCUCUUGUCACCCAUUUCGUCGGGUGUAAACCUUGUGGGAAAUUCGGAGAUUACCCAGUUGAAAGAUGUUUGAAACAAAUGGACAGAGCAUUCAACUUUGGGGAUAAUCAGAUUCUUCAAAUCUAUGGCUUUACACACAAGUCAUUGGGUAGCAGGAGAGUGAAGCGAGUUCGAAACGAUACGAGUAAUCCGUUGGAGGUGAAGGAUGAACUUGGGUUGCUUCAUCCAGCAUUCAAAGCUAUAAAGGUAUCAUCAACAACUUCUUGAAAGCCAUGGAAAUAAUGCUUGAAAUUACAAUGGUUAGGUUGAUGGUUGUUAUAAAUGCAAUAUAGAGUUUCCUUUUGGUGGGGUUGGGGAUGUUGUUUGUUCUUUGAAAAGGUGUAAUACAGUGUUCAAAAUUGUAUGGUUUAUCAGUUACCCAUAAUAUUGGAGUUUUGUAAACUUUUCUUUUGGGGGGUUAAAAAACAAAACUGUGUUAUUAAUGUCUAAAUUUCAUUGAUUUUUAGAAAAUUUUCUUUCUUAGGUCAACACUUUGUAAUGGCAAAUCUAAGAGAUUAUGAAUGAUAGGGAGAGUUCUGGAACAAAUUUGUCUAUCAA